AUGGCAUCGAGUGACGAAAAGCCGGGACCAAUGCCAGGGCGGGAUGAUGGGACGACGCCAGGGAAGGCGUUGACGGUGGGGCAACAAGUAAUAGACAGAGGUGCGCAGCUGAUGACGACGUCGAUGAAGCCUAUCAACAACAUGAGCCAGUAUUUCAACACUUUUGGGAUGUAUAGCCAUGAUAUGUCUCGACAGAUUGAGACUCAUCAUUUUGUUUCGAGACUUAACCAAGAUUUUUGCCAGUGUGCUGUUUAUGACUCUGAUCUUCCUUCAGCUCGUCUCAUUGGAAUUGUGUACAUAAUCUCUGAGAAAAUAUUUGAAGGUCUCCCACCCGAUGAACAAAAGUUGUGGCAUUCCCAUACAUACAAGAUUAAAGCAGGCCUUUGGAAUAACCCUAGAGUGCCAGGAAUAAUUGAAAAUUCAGAGCUCCAAACCUUUGCCAAGAUGUACGGAAAGUUUUGGUGCACUUGGCAGGUUGACCGAGGAGAUAAGCUUCCCUUAGGUGCACCGGCGCUUAUGAUGUCUCCUCAACCAGAGAGCACAAUUUGCGCUGAAAUGGUGAAGAAGAGGGAUGAGAAAUACCAGAUAUCAAGUGACAAUUUGAUCUCAUCAAGGGCUAAUAUCGCGCCACCAGAAAACUUGAAUUCAUACGCAGAUCACUGGAAGCAAUCUGGAAAGGGCUUUGCUAUUGAUAUACAAGAAAUGGAGAUGAAAACAACUGCUCCCUUGCCAUGA
Molecule: messenger RNA, 735 nt
Organism: Chenopodium quinoa (quinoa)
Lineage: Eukaryota; Viridiplantae; Streptophyta; Magnoliopsida; Caryophyllales; Amaranthaceae
Product: oil body-associated protein 2A-like
Exons: 5
Coding region: 1-735 (244 amino acids)
Source: RefSeq, a predicted model, not a curated record